CUUCCCGGGGGAAUGUCGCCUGGGCUCCGCCCUGCCCGUCCCUCUCCCUUUCCCCCCUCCCCCCCAAUCGCGUGUUCCGGGGGACAAGAGGCCUCUCGCCUGGGGUUGGGUCUUAGCAAGGCCGCGGAACAGCGACUGGGGGGGGGGGCGGUCAGGGGCUGGGCGCGGCGACCUUGGGAAGGCGCCAGAGGAGCGAGCCCAGGAAAGCGGGGACCCAGGCAUGGCGGUCAGGCCGUCCGGAGAGCGCGGAGGGUAACGACCCGCGGACAACCCCGCGCAGACGGAGCCCGCGGCCGCCAUCUACUUCCGGGAUUUAAAAUAGGUUCCCGGAAGCCAGCCCGGCGUCCCCAUGACAACCGACGUUGGGUCUCUGAGGCCCUUGUCUCAGCCAGGGAGACAGCGCUGCUCCUGAGGAACUAGCGCUCCGCCCUCGGUGCCGGGGAGGAAGCCGGGAGCCGUGUUCGGGACAACUGUGGGAUGUGCCCCGCUGGGCCCGGUAAGGCGGAAGGAAGAUGCUGCAGACCAGUAACUACAGCCUGGUGCUCUCCCUGCAGUUCCUGCUGCUGUCCUACGACCUCUUCGUCAACUCCUUCUCGGAGCUGCUCCGAAAGGCCCCGGUCAUCCAGCUGGUGCUCUUCAUCAUCCAGGACAUCGCCAUCCUCUUCAACAUCAUCAUCAUUUUCCUCAUGUUCUUCAACACCUUCGUCUUCCAGGCUGGCUUGGUCAACCUCCUCUUCCAUAAGUUCAAAGGGACCAUCGUCCUCACGGCUGUGUACUUCGCGCUCAGCAUCUCUUUUCACGUCUGGGUCAUGAACUUACGCUGGCAGAAUUCCAACCGCUUUGUCUGGACGGACGGACUUCACACGCUGUUUGUAUUCCAGAGACUGGCUUCUUUUCUCCUCGCCCGCAGCGGCCGUGCUAUACUGUUACUUCUACAAACGGACCGCGGUGAGACUGGGCGAUCCUCGCUUCUACCAGGACUCACUGUGGCUGCGCAAUGAGUUCACGCAAGUGCAGAGGUGACCGCUUCUCGUCGCUCUGAUGGACGCCUUCCCUUCCUGACAGAGGCUACGUUUGUGGUUCUUUGUGACUUGGGGGGAGGGGGGGUUGGCCCUGUGCACAGGAAGUAGCCUGACUUUCCUAGGACAGGCGUGGGCCACUUGUGUUCAGCAGUCAGGAAGAUCUCCCUCCUGCACACGGAAGUGUUUCCCAGUACAGAUUCCAGAACAGAACCACCUUGUCCUCCUACCUCAGUUCCCUUUUCUCCCCUCAACCCCUCUCUUCGUCCCAGAAGGCCGUGCGGCUUCAUCCCUGGCGAGCUGUCACCUUCCUGGGUACAGGUGGGGCUCCCGGCACCCACCUUCUUUGCCCCAAACGCUAAUUAACGACUGAAGGAUGCAAAGAGUGUCAUUUCUGAGCUCCUGACUGAUCACACCGUAGAUGUUUAGAUUUUAUACCCUAGGCGCUUUUUUUUUUUUACAUUCUACAAAUAGGAAAUAAAUUGAAUUCUCUUUCCAUAAAUGGCAGAGUCUGUCUGUCUGGCUAGAUCUCCUCGCAGGUAAGAGGCACGUCCAGGCCUAGCCUAGCAUCUUCUUGACCCAGUGGGCAGCUUGAGCCAAAGAACAAAUACAGAUGUUUUAUUGAGGGCCAUUGUGAGUGCAAGCUAUUUCUGUAACAAUUCAAGGUGUCACCUGACGCCCCACCCCGACGCUUACAGGAGUUCCAGACUCCUCCGUACAUUAUCAGACUCUCCCUGCCGUUAGGACCCUAAACUGCUCUCAGAAGAAUAAAACCGUUCCUUAGCC
Messenger RNA from Suricata suricatta (meerkat), 1805 nucleotides. RefSeq names its product transmembrane protein 138 (gene TMEM138). Gene Ontology annotation, cellular component: cilium. Bases 513 to 1001 code for a protein of 162 amino acids. The record is from RefSeq and is a predicted model, not a curated record. The transcript has 5 exons. NCBI's taxonomy places the organism in Eukaryota, Metazoa, Chordata, Mammalia, Carnivora, Herpestidae.